Messenger RNA from Linum trigynum, 3647 nucleotides. Lineage: Eukaryota; Viridiplantae; Streptophyta; Magnoliopsida; Malpighiales; Linaceae. The record is from the annotation of a GenBank genome assembly.
GAAAAGCGCAUUACACACCAAGGUGCAAAAUAGCAACCUCCACCAUUAAUACUAUUAACAUCGUUUACUUUGCACUGAAAAUUAUCAAAAUUAUUUUUAUUAAUUUUCCCCUAAAUUUUGAUCGGCGAUCGGAAACCUCUCAAUCUUCCCCUUGUCUCCCCCGGCCGUCGAAUUUCUUCCCAUCGGUCAGGGUAGCCCGCCGAUUCUGCCUAUCAUUCCCCCCUUUCCAAAACCCUAAUUCCCUUCUUCAUUAAAAAAAGGAGGGAGGAGAAAUUGUCUUUUGUUGGGUUCCUUUGUAUGUUGGUUGCAGUGUGGGUUUGAGUGUUUAACAGUUACAGUGAGAUUCAGCAAUCUCAAAGUCACUAUCUUGAUUUGCUCGAGCUCCCACUGUCCACGUGGCGAUCUGGGUCUCUGCUUUCCACUUCUCCCUCUCAUGCGUAAAUCUCAGUGAGCUCCCUCAACUCCUUUUGUUUCCAGCUUUCUGUCAAUUUUAUUUCUGGGUUUAAUUUUGUUACUUCGCAUGUGCUUGUAAAUGUGAAUCGUAACUGGUUUGGGACUUCCGGACUUCGAUCUAACUGGGGAGUUACUUUUGUGGGUGCGAUGAAUAGUUUUUUCAGCAUCAUUUGUUGUUAAUCUAGGGUUUAAUUCAGCUUCGAUCUACUUGCAUUUGAUUUUCAAUUUGGAGUUUGAGGUAGCUUCAACUGAAUUCUGGGCUAGGUCGCGUGUUGGAGUUAUCGAUUUUCUCAGCUGGGUUUGUUUAGGGUAGCUUUUUAAUUGACGAGCGGUGGACUGUUGUGGCUGCUUGUUUGAUCAAAACACUUAUUGGAAUUCCGGUAAAAAUGGACCGCUAGAACUCGAAAUUUUCGCUGUUUCAUUGCUGGGUUUGAUUGUUUUUAACUGAUUUGAUUUUCAGGUCUGGAGAAGAAAGUAAUCCGUACGGUUUGUUGUUUGUUCUGUCUUUCGUUUUUCCGCUUCCAUUUCCCAUUUGCCAAAAGUAGCUUUGACUGAGUGUUGAAUGCGUUCUGAAAAGGAGUUGAACUUAUGUAGAGAAGCAAUUGAUGUAUACGUUACUGUUGCAGGACUUUAGUCCCUCCUGUAGAAAUUCUUUUGACUUUGAUCUGUUGUAAUUCAUUCUGAGAAAAUGUUGGUUGCAGAUAAGGAAAUGUGCGUCUUUGGUGGAAGGAGUCGUCAUCUGGUGCAUUUAUGCUUGCUAGGCUGGCCAUAGCUUUUGCUUCAAAGGUUUUUAGUUAUACACAGAAUCCAAAUUGAUCUUUCACCUGUAAUGGAAGCAAACAUAGCAGAGGCCAUUCGAGCCAAAGAAACCGCUGAGAGAAGAUUCGCGGAGAAGGAUUUCACCACAGCUAAGAACUAUGCACUCAAGGCCAAAUCCCUUUGCCCAGGACUCGAAGGCAUCUCUCAAAUGCUCGCCACUUUUGAUGUCUACAUGGCAUCUGAAGCCAAAUGUAAUGGUGGCCAAGUUGACUACUACUCAGUCCUCGGCUUAAAACCCACAUCGGAUCGAGAUGCCGUGAAAAAGCAGUACCGGAAAUUGGCUGUCUUACUCCACCCUGACAAGAACAAAACAGUUGGAGCAGAUGGUGCCUUUAAACUUGUCUCAGAAGCUUGGACUGUGUUAUCAGACACCCUCAAGAGAGCCUCCUACGAUCUCAAAAAGCAGUAUGCCACAAGCUCAUCAGUGAAAAAUCAUGGUCUCGAUACUUUCUGGACGGUCUGCACCUCAUGCAGAGUUCAGUAUGAGUACCUUCGGAAGUACGUGAACAAGAGGCUUUCUUGUAAGAACUGCCGGGGUACUUUUGUUGCUGUGGAGACGGGUACAGCUCCAGUUAAUGGGUCUUUUCCCUAUAGUCCUUGGACUUAUGUCCCUAACACAAAUGGCUACACAAGUUAUGAAGGGGUUUCCUAUAUCCCUACCACGACAAAUGCUACUGUAUACACCACUCAUGGAUAUGAUUAUGUUCCGAAUGUAUCGUUUCAAUGGGGAUCUUACUCUGGAACUUCUGGAGGUUUAUGUUCUAAUGGAGCUUCAUCUGGAGAUGGGUUUUAUCAGGUUAAUGGAAAUGUUGCUUCUCAUAGACGGAAGGUUAAGUCAGGGUUGAACGAGAAACUGAAAACUGCUCCUCCUGCUCCUGCUGCUGCUGCUGCUACUGUGAUGGCUAGUGUGAGCACGAAUGCACCAGUUAAUAACUUUGUCAGGUAUCUCACCAAAGCUGGGAGGCCUGAUAAGAGAAGGAAGAUUGUUGUUGGAGCGAGUUUUAGAAAUGGGUUUGAAGAAAAAGAUCCGAACCCUCCAUUGGAAUUAGGGUUUGCUGAUGCGCAUGCAAAGCUAGAACCUGAACCUAAGGUUUCAAGCCCGGUUGUGGUCCUGCCUCCAUUUGACGUUAGGAAGUUUCUGAUAGAUAAGGCGAGGUGUGAAAUUGGAUUGAGGUUGGAAGAAAUGGAGAGAACUGAGUCUGCCCUUAAAGCAGAUUCUGGAAUCUUUUCUGGACGUGUGAGCAAUAAGCUACAUAGUAUAACAGUUCCUGAUCCAGACUUCCAUGAUUUCGAUAAGGAUAGAUCGGAGGAGUGUUUCGCACCAAAGCAGAUAUGGGCAUUGUACGAUGAAGAUGAUGGCAUGCCUCGACUCUACUGCUUAAUCCGUGAGGUGGUCUCUGUUAAACCCUUCAAGAUUCUAAUAACUUACUUGAGCUCCAAGACAGAUGCAGAAUUUGGUUCGAUGAACUGGAUUAGUUAUGGGUUUACAAAAUCUUGUGGACAUUUUAGAGCUUGGAAUUCUGAUACCAUUGAUAAGGUCAAUGUCUUUUCUCAUCUGUUGAGAGGGCAGAAAGCUGGAAGGGGCGGAUGUGUGAGGAUCUUCCCAAGAUGCGGCGAGAUUUGGGCGGUUUAUAGACAUUGGUCAACUGAAUGGACCAGGUCAACGCCAGAUGAUGUGAGGCACAGUUAUGAGAUGGUGGAAGUGCUGGACAAUUACUCUGAGGAUCAAGGAGUCUGCAUUGCUCCAUUGAUCAAGCUAUCUGGUUUCAAGACGGUUUAUCAGAGAGACGAGAGACAGGAUGCGAUAAAGUGGGUCCCGAGGCCUGAGAUGUUCCGGUUCUCUCACCAGGUCCCAUCUUGGUCUCUUGACGGGAAGGCAAGCAAUCUUCCGGAUAAUUGUUGGGAUUUGGAUCCUGCAGCAACUCCCGACGAAUUGCUUCAAGCAAAGGGUUAGUUCUUUCAUUCCGGGGGAGGUUAUGAUUUCAUUACAUCGUUACAGAAGGUGAAGAUGAUGGAUGUUUAGGUUGACUGUACAAUACUUGCAUGCAUGGAUGGCUCAACUAAAGACGUCAUCUUUAUGCAAAGAUUUAACUCCAAAUAUGAUUUUUAGAAUUUCUUUUACCUGUUUUAUGUUUCUUACUGAGGGAAGAAGUGAAAUGAUGAAGAACCCAUAAGUCUGAGAGAUUGUAGGAGUCUUGUUAUUGGAUUGGGGGGGGGGCGGGGGGGCUGACGGAAACUUGUACUGUCCUUAUAUCUCCUUUGUUUGUCUGUCUGUCCACAGUGCAUCUCUCAAUCCCAGCAUCUUGUCAGAUUUCCAGUCUUAAGUUUUUUUUUUUUUUUUUUACAAAAGAUUAUCAUAAAUUGAUUCAAAAAAU